This is a messenger RNA of Saprolegnia diclina VS20, 735 nucleotides long. RefSeq lists its product as hypothetical. Bases 26 to 496 code for a protein of 156 amino acids. The record is from RefSeq and is a predicted model, not a curated record. Gene Ontology annotation, molecular function: acyltransferase activity, transferring groups other than amino-acyl groups. The transcript has a single exon. Lineage: Eukaryota; Oomycota; Saprolegniomycetes; Saprolegniales; Saprolegniaceae.
AGAGCGCGCUUGCUCAUUCGGCGUGAUGGCAACAACGGACUUCGAGGUCCGGCGGCUCGCGUCCUCCGACGUCGCUGCGACGCGUCGGCUCAACAUGGCUGCGCUGCCAGUCCCAGUGGCCGAGCACGCCUACAAGGACGCUAUUGCGAGCCAGAUGAGCUGGGUUGCUGUCCAGCGCUCCUCGAAUGCUCUCGUCGGCGCCAUCCUCGUCGAGCCCGAAGGCGACGGUACUGCGUGUAUUCGGACGUUGGCCGUUGACAUUCGCCACCGAGCCAAAGGCGUUGGAUCCCUCCUGCUUCAAACGGCGGUUGACAGCUGCGCUUCGUAUGCGCGUAUCUACCUGCACGUGCAAGUCGAGAACGCGGACGCGAUCCAAGUGUACAAGCGCGCCGGGUUCAUCGUCGAAUCGCAUGUACCCAACUACUACCGGCGCGUCGCCUGCACUGACUGCUACAUCAUGGCACUAUAUGGUACUGCGGCCUACGCAACCGAGUGAAGAACGCGCGAACACUGCGUGCUCAUGACACGCGAGACAAGUCGCUCGCCUCAAACGCUACUUACAUCAAGAGCACUCGCCAGGCCAGUUAUACGUAUGAUUCAAACGCGUUUGAUCUUGUGUGCAUGUUGGCUACUGCCGAAACGCACCUGUUUUGCCAGAUUUUCUCCCUUGCGCGGGAGCACCACCAUACGCACCAUCCAUCACCAACAGCCCAACGCAAACCUUUAAAAUAUCGU